UGUUCGACAGAUCAAGAUGGCAGCAGCGAUGGAUGUUGACACGCCGAGCGGCACUAACAGCGGGGCGAGCAAGAAGCGUUUUGAAGUCAAGAAGUGGAACGCGGUUGCGCUGUGGGCCUGGGACAUCGUGGUGGAUAACUGUGCCAUCUGUAGGAACCACAUCAUGGAUCUCUGCAUAGAGUGUCAGGCCAACCAAGCUUCUGCAACAUCUGAAGAGUGCACCGUGGCGUGGGGUGUCUGCAACCACGCCUUUCACUUCCACUGCAUUUCACGUUGGCUGAAAACCAGACAGGUGUGUCCCCUGGACAACAGAGAGUGGGAGUUUCAGAAAUACGGACACUAGAUGUUAUCUUGUUGACUGGUUCCUUCUGCGAGCAUCAGCCUCACCGCUUCUAGAUUUUUCCUCUGCUUCUAUAGCUUGGCGUUAUUUUACAUUUUGUUUUGUUCUAUUGUACUUAAAUA
Molecule: messenger RNA, 462 nt
Organism: Nematolebias whitei (Rio pearlfish)
Lineage: Eukaryota; Metazoa; Chordata; Actinopteri; Cyprinodontiformes; Rivulidae
Gene: rbx1
Product: ring-box 1, E3 ubiquitin protein ligase
Exons: 5
Coding region: 17-343 (108 amino acids)
Biological process (GO): protein ubiquitination; ubiquitin-dependent protein catabolic process
Cellular component (GO): nucleus; cullin-RING ubiquitin ligase complex
Molecular function (GO): zinc ion binding; ubiquitin protein ligase activity; cullin family protein binding
Source: RefSeq, a predicted model, not a curated record